Betta splendens (Siamese fighting fish) is the source of this 1877-nucleotide messenger RNA. RefSeq names its product tripartite motif containing 35-13 (gene trim35-13). Bases 82 to 1491 code for a protein of 469 amino acids. Gene Ontology annotation, molecular function: zinc ion binding; protein binding. The transcript is spliced from 6 exons. The record is from RefSeq and is a predicted model, not a curated record. NCBI's taxonomy places the organism in Eukaryota, Metazoa, Chordata, Actinopteri, Anabantiformes, Osphronemidae.
CUGGGGUCAAGAUUAGGUGGCCGUCCAGAGACAUGGGAGGGGCCUGGGACCCUUCCUUUUCAUCGCAGCCUGUCAGGAAGAAUGGCCACCAGACGUGCUCGUCCCGAAGAUGACCUUUCAUGUCCAAUUUGUGGGCAUAUUCUCACUCAACCAGUGGCACUCACUUGCAAACACAGAUUCUGUAAAGCCUGUCUGAACGACAGCUGGAAGUCACAGGGCAGUGGGGAUUCACGCUAUUGUCCUCUGUGCUGGCGCCGCUCCUCCAUGGAUCAGGUAGCGGUGAGCACUGUUCUGGAGAAGGCCUGCGAGUCAUUCAAAGAGGACAGAAGACGCAAUGACCCACAGGUUUGCAAGGAACAUGGAGAAAAGCUCACGGUCUUCUGCCUGGAGGACCUGGAGCCCAUCUGUAGCGUGUGUGGAAAGGAAGCAACACACACGGGCCACAGGCUGUAUCCCAUCGGGGAAGGUGCUCACGACUGUAAGGAGGAACUGAAAAGUGCACUGGUGCCCCUAAAAGAGAAGUUACAGCUGUACAAGAAGGCAAAGACGGUUUGUGAGGAAAUGGCAGAACAUGUCAAGAACCAAGCUGAACAUACUGAAUCACAGAUAAAAGAAGAAUUCGAAGUGCUUCACAAUUACCUCAAAGAGCAGGAGGCUGCCAGGCUUUCAGCAUUAAAGGCCGACGAGGAUCAGAAGAACCUUAUGAUUAACCAGACAAUGUCAGAACUGAAUGAUGAAAUGACUUCUCUUUCCAAUACUAUCAGACUAAUCGAACAAGAAAUGAACUCUCAAGAUAUCCACUUUCUACAGAAUUACAAGGAAACAAUAAGAAGAACCUGGAGAAGUUCCCCUGAGCCACAAACAAUUCCCGAUGCUCUGAUUGAUGUGGCUAAGCACUUGGGAUCUCUGAAAUAUAAAGUGUGGGACAAGAUGAAGAGUAUCAUUAAAUAUAAUCCUGUUAUUCUGGAUCCCAACACAGCAGCUAGCUGUUUCAUCCUGUCGGAGGAUCUCACAGUUGUGCGGAACUCUACGCAAAUAUUUAAGGUGCCAGACAACCCGGAGCGCUUCGACAUCGGCGCAGAGAUGCUGGCUGCAGAGGGCUAUUCCUGUGGACGCCACAGCUGGGACAUAGAGGUUAAAGACAAUACCUACUGGGUGGUGGGGAUAGCCAAGGAGUCAAUCAACAGAAAGGGGAAGCACGUGCUGACACCAGCAGAAGGAUUCUGGACUAUUCGGUUUCGCAAUGGCGAGCACAAGGCCUGCACAGCACCAUGGGAGCCGCUGAACAUGACUAAGAAGCCAGAUGUGAUAAGAAUCGUUUUAGACAUGGAUCGGGGCAAGGUGACCUUUUACGACCCCAGAGAGAGAACGCCCCUCUACACCUUCACCGAUGUCAUCACACCUAGGGCUAUUCCCUACUUUUGCACUGCCUGCAAAGAGCAUCCACUCAAAGUAUUACCGAAAAGGAUAUUCUUGUCAACAGACGAUUAAUCUUUUACACAUAAUCGCAGCAUAAAAAAAUCUGUGACACAAUUCAAGAUCUUUUAAGGUUUGUUUGUCAUAAUUUUGCAUUUAGCAAGAGAUUGUGGAAAUGUAGGGCAAAGUUACACGGCUAGAAUCACAUCCGAGUUAAAAGCUGUUUUAAUGAAUAACAUUUGAGUUACAACAAAUCACAUCUAGUUUGGGAGAUUGGCAACUGUAAAUAACUUCACAAGGUUUAACACCAAUAUAUUAUGACUAUAAGAGCUGUCCCAUAAACUGACAGUCACUGUCUGUGACUCAGCUUUGCAUGACACAAAAUCAGUACUGUGAUUUCCACAUUUUUUUUGAGUUCCUUUUCCGAAAAAAAAAAAAAAAAACAACAUAAAAUGAAUAAA